Chelonoidis abingdonii (Abingdon island giant tortoise) is the source of this 3253-nucleotide messenger RNA. The record is from RefSeq and is a predicted model, not a curated record. NCBI's taxonomy places the organism in Eukaryota, Metazoa, Chordata, Testudines, Testudinidae.
ACUGCUCUCUGGAGCAGCCCGUGUGUUAUUAAUGAGGGAUUGGGUUGGUAGAAAGGGAUAGUGUCAAUGCUAAGUGCAGAAUCCCAGUCUCUCCAAGCUAUAGCAGCCUGGUAUGAGUUCUGCAGAGCUCAAUUUCAAGGACUGGUAACAAAUCUGGAGGCAGACUUACAUCAGAGCACCCAGCAUCAUUUAAAUCCAAAAUGUCAGAUUGAUUAAUGUGAGGUUCAGAGUAGGAAAUAGUUGAGACCUAGUACCAAGGUCCUUAGAAAAGGGCUCUUAACUGCUAAAGAAGCAUUAUUGUGAACCUCAUGCUAGGAGACAGUUUCUCCUUAGCUGGAGGAACAGAGCGGGGACUUUCUACUGCAGCUGACUUUCUGAGCCAUAUUCACUCUGCAGGAAUACCCCCAUCUGUGAAGACCUAGUUAAUUGGGAACAGUGAGGGAGGGCAUAUUCACACUGUUCUCUGUGAGAAGUAGAGUGGUGCUGGUGGGAUCUGGAUCCAUUCCAGGGCACCUAGAUUUGUGCCUCAGUUUAGUUGGUUGCUUGUGUUUAUCCAGUAUUAAGUUGCAGAUUGAACUUCUUCAUUUAGAGAAAGACCUGGGACUUAUGACUCUUAGUUCUUGUUUUGUUUUACAACAGACUUUCUGCAGUUGAGAAAACCGGCUGGCUCCUUUUGGUUUUACUUUGUGAAGCCCACAUCAUUCUGAACUUCCUCUGCUUCCCAGAACUGCAGAGAGAUCUGAUGGUUUAAAAUCACAUAAUUAAUUUCUCAGCUGUAGCUUAGUCAAACCAUUUAACUGCAUUGUGGUGAAAACAGGGACUGGGAGUUCUGGGCUCUCUUGCUGAAUCUGAGAUUUACCCUGGGGGCCAGGACAAAUUACCUCACCUCUCUGUGCCUCAGUUUCUUUGGGAGUAGAGAUCAGCUGCCUAUUCACCCACAGAGAAUGGUUAGGGUUAGUUGAAUGAAAACCACUGUAUAACUGCCAAGUAUUUAUUUCUUAUUAAUUUAUGGAAUUUGUCUAGGGUGUGCAGGGUUUUUUUCCAUUCAGUCACUCACCAUUAGGCUUCUGAAAUCCAUGAGCCCCUUCAGAGAGGCUUAUUACCCCUUACUCUUAAUGUUUAUAAACUAGCCACAAAACCUCAGUAUUGAUUUACAGCCUUACUGCAGCAGCUGCUGAGGGGUCUGAGAGAAGUGAAGUGGUGGCAGAAUAAACUUAGUGAGAGUGGAGCCAGACAGGAGUGUAGGAAGCAUGGUCUAUUUUUAGGACAAGCCUGGCAUAUCCCAUAUUUAUUAAAGUCACAGUUCCAGAUGCCUCACAUGGGCAAAGGGUGCUGAAGGGCUGAGUUAAUUUUAACUCCUCCAGCUGACAACUAACAUGGACUGUGCGCAGGAACCAGAAGGGCUGAGACUUCAGGCAGAACCAGUUACUGACACCAUUCUUGAGAUUGGGCAGAGACUUUUCCAGGUCAAUCGUGGUGCACUAUCUCUCCACAGUCGCUAUUUUGAGGCCAUGUUUUUUGGGGGCACUAGAGAGAGCUCCGAACACCACAUAGUGAUCAGAGGAGUAGAUGCAGAGACUUUCCAAGUGCUUCUUGAGUUCACUCGCACAGCCAAGGUGCUCAUAACUCUGCACAAUGUCACCCGCCUGCUGGAAACAGCUGACUUCCUCCAGUUUGAGAGAGUGAAAAGGAUGUGUGAGAAGUUCCUGGAGAGGGAGCUGCAUGUUUCCAACUGUCUGAGCCUGAUGGCCUAUGCCCAAUGCUUUGCCUGUCCAGAGCUUCAUGCAUCAGCUCUCAGCGUGGCUCUCACACACUGGACGGAAGUGACUUCUCAGGAAGAAUUUAAGAAGCUUCCCAAAGAAAUUUUGCUGCAGCUCCUGCAAAACGAUGACCUCUUUGUUCCCCGAGAGGAUGUCAUUUUUGAUACUGUUAUGAAAUGGAUAAUGCAGGACCCAGCAUCUAGGGAGGAUGCCUUCUUGGACUUGGUCGGGCAGGUCAGGGUAACCUUUCUGAGUCUUUCCUUCCUCGAUACCUUGGUGAAACGAAGCAGAUGCCCUGGAGAGAAGGAUACCUCUGCCAGGCUGCUAAAGAAGUUAGACAGCUGCCCUCCGCUCAGCUGGAGGAACGUGGAGCUGUCUCAUUGCACCAGCAGGAGCUAUGAGACUCUAUAUGUUCUGGGAGGGAAGCAUGAUAAGGAAGAGCAAGAAUUGUUUCAAUUUCAACCUAAAUCUGGCACCUGGCAUCUUUGCUCCCCACUGCAGCGCAGGAACCUCAUCCAGUAUGCAGUGGCAGCAGUAGGGAACUUCCUUUUUGUGACAGGAGGUUAUUUCCGAGAUGAGUUUGUGUGGUACAGCGUGGACUGGGUGUUGAUUUAUAAUUGCUGGGAGAACAACUGGCUGGAAGGGCCUGCUAUGAAGCAGUCUCGCAACAGUCAUUGUGCUGUAGGGGCUGGGCUCUAUCUGUACGUGCUUGGAGGGAGCACAGAUGAGGGCAUAAUCCCAGAUGUGGAGCGCCUGGCAUUAAUGGACUCGCAAUGGCAAAACAUGAGCCCCAUGGUUCAGCCUGUGGAGAGAGCAGGUGCAGUCAGUGUGGGGACCAGGCUUUAUGUGGUCUGUGGCCUGGAUGAAAAGGGAGAUGUGUAUGGUGGAGUGCAGAGACUGGACAUGGAAAAGGAUAUUUGGGAUGUUAUCUCCUUCUCACCACUUCCCAGGUAUGACCUCUGUGUUACAGCUCUGAAUGGAGCGCUCUACACCAUAGGAGGUGCAGCCUUUCGCUUUGAUAUGGACACAGAUGAAUGGACCCAAGUGGAUGAAGAGUGCCUGACUCAGAAAUUCUUCAUGGGAUGCAGCACCGCGAAUGGCCAAAUUUAUCUCCUGGGACAGAGGAAGGGGAACAUGGCUGUCCCCAACAUGGUGCUCUUUGACCCUUACACUGACACAUGUCAGGUGGUAGAUAGCAAAUUCCCUUGCCCUGUUCCUAUUUAUGGGUGUGUCUCUAUACGAAGAUUUGACACAUGAGCUUAAGCAAGGCUGGACGCAGGCCACUGUACAGAAAGGGAGUCCAGUGUGUUAACGCUUACAAGGGGUGCUAUUUAUUGUCUGUAGAACUUAUAGAAUCUUGAAAACAUCAUUUAUUCCUCUCCUGAUUUUAUCUUUUUCAGUUUGGCAAAUGCUGGUGUCCUUUGUCCUCAAGGAGCCAACAUGGCAAUGGAAGAUUUGCUCCUUUCUUUAUCAAGAUAUCGCCGCUGGUGUCA